Messenger RNA from Sceloporus undulatus (fence lizard), 4035 nucleotides. It is a transcript of the gene CARD10, whose product is annotated as caspase recruitment domain family member 10. Gene Ontology annotation, biological process: regulation of apoptotic process. Lineage: Eukaryota; Metazoa; Chordata; Lepidosauria; Squamata; Phrynosomatidae. The record is from RefSeq and is a predicted model, not a curated record. The transcript has 22 exons. Bases 425 to 3496 code for a protein of 1023 amino acids. Gene Ontology annotation, molecular function: protein binding.
CUGUUUGCCCUCCUCCUCCUCCUCCUGCUCGCCUUUGCCAGCUGGGGCAGACAGCUUCUGCCAGGUGUGAGUGGGUGGCUGCUGGGAAAGGAAUGGGGAGGCGAAAGGAUGAUGAUGACUGAGAGAGGGCAGGGGUGGAGAGGAAGAAAAGAAGGAAGGAAGGAAGAAAAGAAGGAAGGAAGGAAGGGGCCCAACCGAGUAGAAUAAAGAGACAAAGGGGAAAGAGUUGUUCUUCUCCAUCAGGCUGAGGAGUGUGCGCCUUGUUGGAUUGGCCCAUCAUCUGGAAGACUCAAGGAUAAUCCAAACUUCCCGGAAAAUGAGAUGGCCAAGGGACGCUUGCCAUAACUGAAGGAUACAUUCACAGAAGAAUUCUCAGACGCUGGAGUUUUAUCUGCUGGGCAGGUAUUUGCUGGGAUUCUCCAGAAUGACAGGGUCUGAAGAUAUGGUUGACCAGAUCCAAAGUGUCUUUGAAGGAGAAGAGGAAGAAGAUGUACUGUGGGAGAAGAUUGAGAGUGUGCGCCACCAACUCACCCGCUCUCUAAACCCGGCAAAACUGACGCCAUAUCUACGCCAGUGUCGUGUGAUUGACGAGCAAGAUGAAGAGGAGGUGCUGAGUGCUUAUCGUUUACCAUGCAAGAGCAACCGGACAGGACUCCUCAUGGAUAUCCUACGGGGCAGAGGAAAGCGGGGCUAUGAAGCCUUCUUAGAGUCCUUGGAGUUCUAUUAUCCAGAACAUUUCACCCGGCUGACAGGGAAACAGCCAGUUCAGCGUUGCUCUAUGAUUCUAGAUGAGGAAGGUCCUGAAGGCCUGACCCAGUUCUUGAUGAUGGAAGUGAAGAAGGCUAGGGCUCAGAGGAAAGGACAUCUGGCCAAAGAGCACCAACUUCAGGUGAAGAACCAGGCCUUGGAGGAGGAGUGCAGCCAGCUGAAGCAACAGCUCAGGGAGCUCCAGAAGAUGCAGGAACGUUGGCAGAGGUUCCAGGAAGAAUGGGACUCUAGCAGUUUGGAGCUGCUGAGACUAAAAGAUGAAAACUAUAUGCUGGCCAUGCGUUAUGCUCAGCUGUGUGAGGAAAAGAAUGCUGCUGUCCUACGAAGCCGGGACCUGCAACUGGGGGUAGAUCAAUUGAAAUGCAAGGUCAGCAGCAUGGAGGAAGAAUGCUCUCUGCUGAGGAAACAGGCAUUGAUGGCUCCCCGCAGAGAAGUAGAGGAUUGUGGCCUUGCUGACACAAUCUCUAACUUGCAAGCUGAGAACCAAAGGCUGGUUGCUUCCCUUCAAGAACUGCAGAAUGUGGUGCAGACAGCAGGUGAAGGCCAGGUGCCAGGCUCUGAGAGGAUCCUUCUAGACAUUCUGGAGCAUGACUGGAAGGAAGCACAAGCUGACCGGCAGGAAUUGUGUCAGAAACUAGACUCCGUGCAAAAUGAACUGCAGUGGGCUGAAGGGCUGAGAGAUAAGUACUUGCAAGAUAUGGAAGAUCUGCAGCUGAAAUACCAGACUCUGCAGAAGAACUGUGACCUAUACAAGCACAGAAUGAACACUGUGCUGGCUCAGUUGGAGGAGAUUGAGAAGGAAAGAGAUCAGGCAAUCCAGAGCCGAGAUGGCAUUCAACUGCAAUAUUCCCAGAGCCUCAUUGAGAAGGACCAGUACCGCAAGCGUGUUCGGGCCUUGGAGGAGGAGAGGGAUGAAUUGCUGAGCAAACUUACACAGGCAGAAGGCAAGAUUGGCACUCUAGAGGCACAGCUGCAGCGCUGCCAGUGCACACGAAGCCUGGCAAAGAAGAUGUGUUCCUCCUCCUAUUCUCUGUGUUCCAUCCUCAGUAGCACUUGGAGCAUGAUAGAAAAGCCUUCAGCUGCAGAGGAUGGGAUGGGAGAUACACCAGGCAUCCUGAACAUUGCAUUUCCUGGGGAUUGUACAAGCCAGGAGGAGGAAGUGACUCCAGACAGAGAGAAGGAAAUAAACCGUCUUUCCAUCUUCCCCUUCCCACCCUGUGCUGGCUCUAUCCUUCGACGGCAGCGUGAAAAUGGACCAACUCCCUUCAAGAGUCAGUCUUAUGGAUCUUUUGGCAGCAUGGAAGACUUAACAGGAAGCAUCACCACUACAGUCUUCUCUGCUAGAUCCCCUUCUUCUUCUGGCAGUGCACACACAAGGGCAAAGUCAGAACUCUGCUUAUCCACUAUAUCUAACCAGCAGGAGUUUUCCAGGAGAUCUGUUGUGGUGCAUUUGUCUAGCACACCCCCCUUGACCAUUCCAGCACCUCAGAUCAGAGGCCUUGCGGGAGACAUCUCCAUCCUUGGAGGAAACAGAACUGGGAUUUACGUACAGUGGGUGAGGCCAGGUUCAGAAGCUGAGAGGGUAGGACUUCGAGAGGGAUGCCGACUCCUAGAGAUUAGGGGGACACAGUUAAAUGGGGAGGUGCUCUCCCUUGAGAACUGCACCCGGGAGGUAGCUUACCUGAGUCUGUUGCACUGGGAUGACCCGUCUUCUCUCCUCUUCCUACAGGAUAGAACAGGAUACCAGCCUCUCAAGGAAGCCCUAGAUGCUGGGCAGAAGGUUCCUGGUGACUCCUUCUAUGUGCGGGCCAACCUGAACCUCCUGGAGCUUGCGGACCCUUAUGCACUGUGUGUGAAGUGCCGUGAAAUCCUGCACAUCACUGACACCUUGCACAAGGGACGGCUGGAAUGGUAUUGUGCUCGAGUGGACCCUUUCACUCUCCAGGACUUGGAUAAAGGCAUAAUACCUAAUUACAGCAGGGCUCAACAGCUCUUGAAGAUCCAGGCAGAAGCAUGGCAGAAAGGAGGCAGGACUAAGGUGAAAAAACGGGCCCUGAACCAGCUUCACCUGGUGAAACGUAAGCAGCAGGGCGGGCAAAAUGAGACUCCUUGGCCAAAUCCUUGCCUAGAUGGAGUAGUAAAACCUUAUAGUCCAGUACGCCCUGUGGUGGUGCAAAACCGUCGCCCUGUUGUGAUCUCACCAAGCUGCUUAGCACCCUGGAUCAUCACGAACCUUUUGGACCUCCCUCCUUCACAUCAGGACUUUUGUUUGUGCCCGGCUGAUGUCCUUGAGGAACAGAGACUCUUUACUGGCUCCUCCAAGAACAGUGCUAAUGCUGACAGGAUCUCACAAAGCCAGAAAGAUUCCAGGAGGUUCUGUGCUAUCCAAGAAGCUAUUGGAAAGAAUAAACACUGUCUGCUAGAUCUGGAGGUCCAGGUGGUGAGGGAUCUAAUUAAAAGUGAAAUACACCCCAUUGUUAUCCACAUCGAGGUUACUGAGAAGAACAUCAAGGGAGUCAGGAGUUUACUUGGGAAACCAGGCCGACGUGAUUCUGAGUUGCUGAAGGAAUGCCGGAGGGCUGAGGUUGUACUCUACACUUUGCCCUGCUCAUGGGCCUGGGUGGACCACCAGGCCUGGGGUAGUGCAGAGGAGCUGGUGAAGGUGGUGCGGGCUCAGGUGUUCCAAGAGCAGACCAGGAUAGUGUGGGCUGAGGAGAAUGAUGUGUGAUCUUGCUAUGCCUUGGUAUGUUUUGGGGACAUCUGUAGAAGAGCAGCCUCUGCAGGACAGUGGCUUGGACUUCAUGAUCCACCAUGAUUUCUCCUGGACAUUAGAUUCACUCCACACAUCCUGCACAUUUGGGUGCCUUUGUGGUCUAGUCAUUUCUUUGCUUAGUCUGAAAAUGGGAGAAAUCUCCCUGUGAAAACUGUCACUCCAUGUCAUUUCUUCCUGAUUUCCAAAUCAGCCAGUGCCUAGUUCCUCAGCCUCCACCUCAUUCUCCCAAAUCCUGAUUCUUUUCUGUGAUUCUUUCUUCUUCAUUAGUUCAGAUUCUACCAGGAAUGUGUGCAUGUGAUUGGGAGGGGAAGCAGCCAGAGGAAGAUAUGUUUGCAUACAUGUACAUGUGUGGACACAAUACUUGUCCCCCUCCGUCUCAGCAACUGUAAUGGGCUUCUGAGACAACCUUAUUGUUGUGAACAAUUCAUUGUGUGUAAAAUUAUAAAUGGAUUUUUUUAUUUAUCAGAAGGCCAACCUAGUAAAUGUCGAUUAAA